This is a messenger RNA of Strongylus vulgaris, 702 nucleotides long. NCBI's taxonomy places the organism in Eukaryota, Metazoa, Nematoda, Chromadorea, Rhabditida, Strongylidae. The record is from the annotation of a GenBank genome assembly.
UCUGUAUCCGACGUGAUGAUGUCAUCAUAUCAGUGCGGUAUACCUGAGAAGGCGAUAGCUGUGAUUCUUCGCCAGCUCCUCGACGCGCUUUCCUAUCUCCAUGCUCAACGAAUUAUACAUAGGUCGAUCCGGGCCAACCACAUCUUGAUAGACGCUCAUGGUGGAGUGCGUCUUACCGGUUUCCGUCUUUCGCGAAGACUCUCAUAUAACGAAAAGUCAACUACGGAUUUUGACAAUCAUCUUGAGUCAUCAUUGCUCUGGUUGGCGCCGGAAGUAUUGGGACAGGAUCUUAGCGGGUAUACGAGCAAAGCUGACAUCUACAGUGUUGGUGCCACACUGUGCGAGAUGGCAAAUGGCUUCCCACCUUUUGGGGAUAUGAAUCGGUUGGAGAUGCUUUACGAAAAGUCCCGAGGAACUACGCCACGGCUUCUGGACUCAACAACACUGCCGUCAUAUGAAGAACCAUCCGAGCAUAGUGAACGAACUUUUACCGAGUCUUUCCAUAGCAUAACUGGCUUGUGUUUGAAGGCAAAUCCUGUUAACAGGUACUUUCAGAAGAGCGAGUGUACAUGGCACUAUAUUUCUAGGCCAGACGCCACUGCUCUUCUUUCUCAUCCAUUUUUGAAGAAAACCAAAAAAUCACUCUUAGACCUCAUGCCCCUUGCUCAAAAGCUGGAACAGGUUCAAAGAGGUGAUAUUUAA